Ilex paraguariensis (yerba mate) is the source of this 1180-nucleotide messenger RNA. NCBI's taxonomy places the organism in Eukaryota, Viridiplantae, Streptophyta, Magnoliopsida, Aquifoliales, Aquifoliaceae. The record is from the annotation of a GenBank genome assembly.
AUGUCUUUACUUGAAGUGAUCACAAAGGCUUCGGCGAAUCCCAAUCCAACCACCGUCGAAUCAUCCUACCCAAUCAUUCUCAACCCAGACCCAAUUUUCCUAAACCUAAAGCCCCUACUCGAUUCCUCAAACGACCCCUCACUUCCAAAACGUGUCGAAGGAUUUCAAAUUUCUCAAACCGACACCGAACUCAUUGAAUUAUCCCAGAAAUUCUUCAAAAAGCUAAAGCGAAAGCUCAAAAGCCUCAACACCUUCACUAAAGCCGAGUUCAUCGAGAUAUUCAAUUCAUAUUUAGUUAAAAAUAGUGAAAAGAUUGGUAUUUCAGUUGGGGUUGAUCCGUCUGACGAGGGCUACACUCUUCAAUUAAUCGAAAAGGUAGGGUUUUUGAUGGGUCGCGAUGUUUUAGGCUUAAUUAUGGAGGCUUGUAUUGUCUUUGAGAUUUGGGAGGUGCUAGAAAUUGUUAUUGUUAAUGGUUUUGUUGAACAUUCGUACCUUUCAAAUUUAAUUUUCAGUUUGAUUGAGAAGAAGAGGUCGGAUUUGAUAUGUUUGUGUGUGAAGUAUGUUUCGGAUCUUCAGACCAUUGAUAUACUUCACAUUUUGAAGUAUUUUCUUUCGCCACCUACAGAGGGUUAUAAGAGCAUGGUUAGUGUGUGGAAAGAAUGGGAGAGCCAAACUUUAAUGGCUAUUGAGAAAGUGAAUGAUAAGAGUCUUAGUGGGAAGAAAUUGAGCUUGGCAAAGGAGGCAUCAGUUUUGCUUAUGGUAGCACAUGAUGGGUUUUCAGUUAAUGAAUUGUGUUUGCAUUAUUUAUUUGGAUCGUCAAAUCUUGAUGAAGUGCUAUUUGCUUCUUGUAUCAGUAAGUUGAAUGGUGAUGAGAUGAUGGGUUUGAUUAGGUAUUUGGGGAAGUGGGUAAGGAAGUAUGAGAGGUUUCCCCAAGCGUGUCCUUGCCCUAAGGCGUCCUCUAUGUUGGGAUUGAAAGCUUGCAAUUGGGUACCUACUUUUGAAGACAUUGUGAAAUGUUUUGGAUUGGUUGUGGAUGAGCAUUUCUCUUCGAUGGUUCUGCAUUCCGAGUUUCAUGAGGAGUUGAGAUCUAUAGAGGGAAUUGUUAAUUCUUUAGCUGCAGAAUCAAGACUUUGCGGUACUGUGGCAAAUUUGGCUGAGAAUUUGAGAAGCAAAGUUAAAG